Elaeis guineensis (African oil palm) is the source of this 791-nucleotide messenger RNA. Its product is annotated as molybdopterin synthase catalytic subunit-like. The record is from RefSeq and is a predicted model, not a curated record. Gene Ontology annotation, biological process: Mo-molybdopterin cofactor biosynthetic process. NCBI's taxonomy places the organism in Eukaryota, Viridiplantae, Streptophyta, Magnoliopsida, Arecales, Arecaceae.
AUUACUGGUGCUACAAAAUGACAGGAUUGAGGACAAUCUCGUCAUUUUCGCUGGGGCUGGGCCUUUGGCUUUUGCCUUUUGGCCCCAAGGGCGUUCGGCAUCCCCAAUUUUUGUUGCGUAACUUGCGUUGAUGGAAAAAGAAGAUGGCGACCAGCCAAGAAUCGGAGAUUAAUUCAUAUCUAAUGGUGGCAGAAGAGGGAGAGGUGGCGGAGGACCUGAUCGAGAUCCUGGAGGCAUCGUCGAUGCCGAUUGACCUCGCACGGUAUGUGAACCACGUUUGCGACCCCGUCGUCGGAGCCAUUGCCACCUUCGAGGGCACCACCCAUGACACCUUCGGGGAGAAAUGCAUCCUGGAGCUCCGGUACGAGGCCUAUGUCCCCAUCGCACUCUGGCACCUGCGGGCCAUCUGCUCUGAUGCUCGCAUUGCUCGACCCCACCACCGCCUCGCCGUCGCCCAGCACCUCAGCACUGUCCUCAUCGAUGAGGCCAGCAUCUUCGUGGCAGCAUCAGUGGUGGAUCGGGUGGACACGCUCGAGGCAUGCUACAUCCUCAUCGAUGAGGUGAAGGUGUCGGUGCCCAUCUGGAAGAAGGUAUGAGCAUGGCAGCUCGGGUGUUGGGACGGAUGAUUUUUUUUCUCAUUCUACUGGAAUGAGAUUUUGAUUCCGUUCGAUUAAGCCCGAAUUCAAUGAAAGAAGGAAUAGAUCAUUCCCAUUCCUUUCUGAAAUAGGACUCUCCCCAACCAAACAGUUAGAAUUGGAGUCAUCCAUUCUGAUUUCUAUUUCAGACUUUAA